This is a messenger RNA of Pteronotus mesoamericanus, 525 nucleotides long. Its product is annotated as tumor suppressor ARF-like. Gene Ontology annotation, molecular function: cyclin-dependent protein serine/threonine kinase inhibitor activity; protein kinase binding. Gene Ontology annotation, cellular component: cytoplasm; nucleus. NCBI's taxonomy places the organism in Eukaryota, Metazoa, Chordata, Mammalia, Chiroptera, Mormoopidae. Gene Ontology annotation, biological process: regulation of cyclin-dependent protein serine/threonine kinase activity; negative regulation of cell population proliferation; apoptotic process. The record is from RefSeq and is a predicted model, not a curated record.
AUGGUGCAUACCUAUUUGGUCACGGUGCGGAUUCGGCGCGUGAGUGGCCCACCGCGAGUGAGAGCUUUCGUGGUACAAAUCCCGCGGCCCGUGGGCGAGUGGGCAGCGCCGGCUUUGCGGGCCGCCGCGGCCCUCGUGCUGACGCUAGUGAGGAGCCAGCGCAGAGCGCGGCAGCCGCAUCCUGGAAGACCAGGUCAUGAUGAUGGGCAGCACUCGCGUAGCGAAGCUGCUGCUGCUCCACGGCGCGGACCCGAACUGCGUGGACCCCGCCACUCUCGCGACACCCUGCACGACGCCGCCCGGGAGGGCUUCCUGGACACGCUGGUGGCGCUGCACCAAGCCGGGGCGCGGCUGGACGUGCGCGACGCCUGGGGGCGCCUGCCCGUGGACCUGGCUGAACAGCGGGGCCACCGGGACGUCGCCCGGUACCUGCGCGCGGCCGCAGGGAGCAAGGGAGGCAGUAGCCGCGCCCAUUCAAAUGCCGCACAAGGUCCCGCAGGUGAGGUGGCCGAUCUAGAAAUCUGA